GUGUGGUGAGGGUCUGACCGCACGUUGCGAAUGAGCUACGAGCGUGUUAACCGGCCAGCAGUGAGGGAGUGAAAGCAUUGGGAGGGUGGCACCAUGGGCAAAAAGAGUAAAAAGGACAAGAAGGGAAAGGGUGCUGAUAAAACCGCGACCAAAAUGGAGAAAAAGGUCUCCAAACGGUCGAAGAAAGAGGAGGAAGAUUUAGAAACACUAAUAGCUGAAUUCAGGCAACUUGAUGCAAAGAAGACCCAAGUAACAGAGGUGGCCUGUUCUCUUCCUUUGCCACGGUUGAAUGCAUCAUUGUCACCUUACCCUGAGAAAGAUGAAUUAAUCCUCUUUGGGGGUGAAUAUUUUAAUGGCCAAAAGACUUUUCUCUACAAUGAACUAUAUCUGUACAACAUCAAGAAGAACUCAUGGACAAAACUUGAAAUCCCAAACCCUCCAGCUCCUCGCUCUGCCCAUCAGGCUGUGGUGGUUUCUCAAAAUGGUGGACAACUUUGGGUGUUUGGAGGAGAAUUUGCAUCCCCUAAUGGUGAACAGUUUUACCAUUAUAAGGACCUUUGGGUGUUGCAUCUUGCGAGUAAGACAUGGGAACAAAUCAAGGCAACAGGUGGACCAUCGGGUAGAAGUGGACAUCGGAUGGUUGCUUGUAAGAGACAGAUCUUAGUGUUUGGUGGAUUCCAUGAAAGUACAAGGGAUUUUGUUUAUUACAAUGACGUUUACUCCUUUAACCUGGAUACACUCACAUGGUCAAAGUUAUUUCCUUCUGGGACUGGUCCAUGCCCUCGUUCAGGUUGUCAAAUGGCUUCCACUGCAGAUGGCAACGUGGUCAUUUAUGGAGGUUAUUCAAAACAGCGAGUAAAGAGAGAUGUGGAAAAGGGCAUUGUAUACACUGAUAUGUUUUUCCUGAAUAACGAAGGAAAAGAAGGUUCAGACAAAUGGGCCUGGGUUCGCAUGAACCCUACAGGAGUGAAGCCGUCACCUAGAUCAGGAUUCUCUUUGGCUGUUGCCCCCAACAACCGUGCUAUUCUUUUUGGUGGUGUGUAUGAUGAAGAGGAGGAAGAAGAUAUCCAAGGAGAGUUUUUUAAUGACAUUUAUAUUUAUGAUAUGGUAAAGAAUCGAUGGUAUGCUGGAAAGUUAAAGAGACACAAGGGGGAGAAAAAAAAACGAAGACGAGGAAGAAGAGAGGAAGAAGGAGCAGAAGUGAAAUCUGAAAAGCAAGAGUCACAGAGUUCCAUAGAAAUAGUGAAAGAAGUUGUUACUGAAGAUGGAACACUCAUGACUGUAAAACAGGUGAUAAACAACCCUGAGGCCAAACAAGACACACAAAGUGAGGAGGAGGAGGAGGAGGAGGAGGGUGCUUCUGAAACUGGCCCCAUCAUUGAGCCAUGUCCCCGGUCCAGUGCCAUGGCAGCUAUUAAAAAUGGUCUGUUUUACAUCUAUGGUGGAAUGUUUGAAGUGGGAGACAGACAGUUUACUUUAAAUGAUCUUUAUUGCAUUGAUCUGCACAAGAUGGAUGAGUGGAAGGUUCUGGUGGAAACUGAUCCAAAGACCCAGGAGUGGCUAGAUGAAGAAGAGUCAGAGGAUGAGGAAGAGUGUGAAGGAGCUACAGGAGGAAAUGAUGAGGAGGAAGAAGAGGAGGACAAUGACAGCAGUGAAGAAGAGGGAAAUGACCAUCCUCCAGUCCAACCAGCAGAACCUUAUUCAGACUAUAUGUCACGUACUGAGUCAUACUGGAUUCAACUGGCCAAGGAUAAUAUGGGCCAGAAUGCCAAAGAGAAGAAGACUUUGAAGGUGGCACAGGCAAUGGCAAAGACUUUUUAUGAUGACAGUGUUUGAUGAUCAGAGGUUAUGCAGAACUGAACCCCUGCCAGUAGUCAUUUGUUAAUAUGCUGCAACAAUUGUCUUUGAACUUGUCUGCAAAGUUUAUUGUUCAUUUAAUUAAUUGCAACUAUAUUAUCUUUUCUAUGUUGUAGUCCUUGAAGCCAAUUUCAGACAGAUUCAACAUUGUUACCUUUGCUGCAAUUUUUUUUCAGAAUCUUAAAUUACAGCAGAGGCACUAGCUUUAGUUUCUCAGCAAUUCCUUGCUUUAAUCUGUAUUGCUUUCUCAAUGAAUUUUUCAUUCAAAUGCGCCUUGCAUUUUUCGAAAUUCUUAACGGAAAAGUAAAGGUUAUUUGUGAUUGUGCCCUUCACCUUACUGUGGCAUAGAAGAAAAAUACAAAUAAUCCCUCAUUUGGCAAUCAAAUUUAAUUAUUUGCAUAUGUAUUUCUGACACAAGACUAAAGUUUAAAGUUAUAAUAACCAAUGGGAAAUACUGCCCAUGUGAUUUCCAUACAGCAGUUAAAGACGGAAGAAAUCAACAAGGAAGUAAUCUUAAAUUAUAUUUCAACCUUGGGUUUAACCAAUAAAACAUAGAUGUUAUGAUUUGGGUUCUUCUCCAAAUAUUGUUUCCUUUGCCCGGUGCAAAGGACCACUUCCUCACUCCCUCUGAAUCCAAAUAUGGCAUUAUUAGGAACAGGAAUAAGCCAUUUAGACUCUCAAACCUUUACCACCCUACCCUAUCUAUUCCCCUUAAUAUCUUGAAUACUUGAUCAAAUCACCUCGUAAUUGUCUAAAUUCCCUGGAACAUAGCCCUAGUUUGUGUAAUCUCUCCUCAUAGUUUAACCUUUGGAGUCGAGCUACAAUUCUACCAUUGAUUUGUAUAGCUUCUUUCAAGACCAGCAUUCCAUUAGUCUUUUUGAUUAUUUUCUAUACCUGUUCAUGACAUUUUAAUGAUCUAUUUACAUGGACCCCCACAUACCUUGGACCUCUACUGUUCCUGACUUUACGUUAUUUAGAAAGUAUCCUGUUCUAAUCUUUUAAGGUUCAAAAUACAUGACUUCACAUUUGCCUACAUUGAAAUCCAUUUGCCACAGCUUUGCUCAUUCAUUAAGCUAUCAAUACCUCUUUGUAGUUUUAUGUUUCCAUCUACACUUGAAGUAGUUUAUCAGGUAUCGGCUAGGGUGGUAGCAACUUGUUACUGCAUUCGCAAAGCACCUCUACUGUAGUAAGAUAUUCCAAAGUGCUUCACAAGUGUGUUAAUAAACCUUUUAUGUUGCUGGUAAGCUCACCAAAUAUAGCACAAGCCAUGUUGUACUCUCUGGGUGUCUUUUAUAAGCGAAUAAAACUGACAGACUCUGUCUUGCAAACUA
Carcharodon carcharias (great white shark) is the source of this 3188-nucleotide messenger RNA. It is a transcript of the gene klhdc4, whose product is annotated as kelch domain containing 4. Gene Ontology annotation, molecular function: protein binding. NCBI's taxonomy places the organism in Eukaryota, Metazoa, Chordata, Chondrichthyes, Lamniformes, Lamnidae. Bases 94 to 1836 code for a protein of 580 amino acids. The record is from RefSeq and is a predicted model, not a curated record. The transcript is spliced from 11 exons.